Sycon ciliatum is the source of this 1161-nucleotide messenger RNA. RefSeq lists its product as uncharacterized. The transcript is spliced from 9 exons. Bases 1 to 1161 code for a protein of 386 amino acids. The record is from RefSeq and is a predicted model, not a curated record. Lineage: Eukaryota; Metazoa; Porifera; Calcarea; Leucosolenida; Sycettidae.
AUGUGGUCGUCAAAGCAGCGUGCUGUCUAUACUGGUUACCCCAGCAAGUCUUGCACACCUCCACAGCUAGAGACAAGACCAGCAGGAUAUGAAGGAAUUGCUCAGAACGGAACAACAAUCUGCCAGAAAGGAUGGUUUCCAGAAACGUCCAAGCCAGCAGCAUGCUCAGAGAGUGGUAUCUUGCAGCCGACUAAAUGCAUCUCUGCAUCUCAGUACCACAAGAAUGAUCUUUAUGUCAUUGUGCCAACUAUCCCCUUUUCCCGCGACCUGCUGAGGAUGAGUCAUUACAAUGCCACCAAACACUGCAUAGACAUAUAUGGAUAUGACGCAAGACUGUUGGACUUUCAAAAUGCUUUUGAAGUGGAGACUCUCUCCUUUGUGGUCGGGAAACUUGGUGCUGCCGCCGCCAAAGACCUAUUCUUCUGGUCUCGACAAUCCAAUGAAUUGGGUUUUGAUGGAUAUACUUUUGAUACUCAUUACGCCUUCGAGGUGAAUGGCAACCGGCUAGGACAUAGUGAGGCCAGGGACAAUUCGAGGGAGCUUCCAUUUGCCUGCUUAGCCAGAGUAUGCAAUAAUGCUGUGCGAGUGGAUAGCACAGGUGUUCUCAAUAUUCCCGAGAAUGGUUUAGCACACUGCCUGCCAGGCCACACACUGAAAAAUCCCAAACGCGUCUAUUGCCACCAAGGAAACUGGGUCAACUUCCCAAUCUGCGAACUGAAUCCGCCUGCAAAGGAUUAUCAUGCAGGCUGUAAAGUUGCAUCAGACAUUGCCAACCGCUACAUGAAGGUUUACAGGGAUGGUUCAGUUGUUUGCAAACCAGGCUACUGGACUUAUUAUUACCAGAAUACCGAACCGUUUUGCAAUCACGCACGGGGGGAUGUGUGGUGGACUAUUGGCAAAUGUGUCUCGACAAUCAAGUGGAUUACUGGAUCUCUAUUUACGUUGUACAUGCACGGCCAAGGCGACAAUCUACACGACGAUGUUGACGGAGCCGAGACACUGUGUCGCGGUCGUCACCGGUGCUCGAGGACUGACCCUCGCCCGACUGCCCAGCAGCGUAAUCCGUUCACUCAUGUACACAGUAUUCGUGUGUUCUCGCCGGUUCCGUUUGCUCUACCACCUCCGGCGUCAUCAGGCUAUGUGGUCCGUCUUCCUCUCUGA